AUGACCAGCCCCGUCUGGAUCCCCACUGUCCCGCAUGACCAGAUCCCUAUGAACAUAUAUCGUGCACAUGUCAAUAAAAAAUUCAAUCAGGAUUUGCGCUCAUCUCAAGAGCUACACCACUGGUCUAUUCGAAACCUCCAAGACUUCUGGAUGGACCUUCAUUCCUAUACCGGAAUCAUCCCUCCUUUGCCACCGACCAUCACCAAGGCGUUUGAUGCCAAGGUGCCGAUGGAGAAUGUUCCGGAGUUCUUUCGUGGUGCCACUGUAAACUAUGCCGAAAAUGUUAUCAGUGGCAGAGACCCGACGAAGACUGCAUUAGUUGGAAUACGUGAAGGUCAUGGCCUGAGUGGGGAAGUCUGGACAUGGGGGCUAUUGUGGGAAAAUGUUCGAAAGGCGAGAAGCGCUUUAUUACAAACAGGAAUUCAAGAAGGAGACCGAGUGGCAGCGAUCAUUUCCACUAGUGUCUGGUCAGUAGGCCUAUUUUUGGCAACUGCAAGCAUUGGUGCAAUAUGGACAAGCAUUGCACCUGAUUUGGGCGAUGAGGGCUGUAUAUCACGUUUGCGUCAGGUCAAGCCGAGUUUGCUCUUUGCAGAUGCUGAGUCGACAUAUAAAGGAACCAUGCGAUCCAAUGUCCUGAAGAUUCAGAAUAUAGUCAAGGCUAUACAAGUCCGGCCUAUGGUCUUUUUAAUCCCUAUAUCGGGUGCCGAUGAAGCCAAGAGUAAGUUUGACCUUUCCUCUUUGAAAAUGGUACAGACCGGGGGAUCCCACCUUGGUAAGGACCAAUACCACUGGUUUUAUCGCACGUUCCCUUUACAUGUCCAUCUCACAAGUGUGACCGGUGGGACGGAUCUGGUAACCUCUUGGAUUGGUACGGAUCCCGCCGGUCCUGUCUAUCCGGGCGAGAUACAAUUGCCCAUGUUAGGGCAGGAUGUGGAUGUGGUAGACCCAAUUACGGGAGAGUCCAUCAAACAUACCGGUGGGCAUGGUGAAUUUGUCUGCCGUCAGCCUUUUCCCUCUAUGCCUGUAUUCUUCUGGGGCGAUGAAGACGGAUCAAAAUACAAGACCACAUAUUUUGCCAAAUUUCCCAACUUUUGGGCCCAGCAUGAUUGGGCGAGUUACAACCCUCACACCAUGGGCUGGCAAAUACAUGGCAGAAGCGACGGUGUGCUAAAUCCUCAGGGGAUACGAUUUGGAUCUUCCGAUAUCUAUUCUAUCACCGAGUCUGCUCUGUUUAACAAGGUGGUCUCCGUCACUUUAUGCGUUGGUAGACGGAGGUCGCAGGAUUCAGAUGAAGCAGUAUUCCUGUUUGUGGUGAUGCAGGCCAAUCAAUCAUUCACUUCUCAGAUUGAAUAUGAGAUAAAGAAUGCUAUUCGGAAGGGGCUGAGCAGCAAGCAUGUUCCUCGUUUCAUUAUAGGUGUCAAGGAGGUUCCUAUGACUGUAAAUGGCAAAAAGAUCGAGACUUUGGUGAAACAAGUCGUGUCUACGGGAUAUCUACCCAAGACCAUCAGCAGCACUGUCGCGAAUCCCGAAUGUUUGGAACAUUUCAGGCAGUACUACAAUAUGGAGGUUGUCAAUAAAGAUAGAAGUAGACUAUAG
Molecule: messenger RNA, 1596 nt
Organism: Penicillium verhagenii
Lineage: Eukaryota; Fungi; Ascomycota; Eurotiomycetes; Eurotiales; Aspergillaceae
Exons: 4
Coding region: 1-1596 (531 amino acids)
Cellular component (GO): cytosol
Molecular function (GO): acetoacetate-CoA ligase activity
Source: RefSeq, a predicted model, not a curated record